Molecule: messenger RNA, 1917 nt
Organism: Xenopus laevis (African clawed frog)
Lineage: Eukaryota; Metazoa; Chordata; Amphibia; Anura; Pipidae
Gene: st3gal8.L
Product: ST3 beta-galactoside alpha-2,3-sialyltransferase 2, gene 2 L homeolog
Exons: 8
Coding region: 827-1825 (332 amino acids)
Biological process (GO): glycoprotein biosynthetic process; ganglioside biosynthetic process; sialylation
Cellular component (GO): membrane; Golgi cisterna membrane; extracellular region
Molecular function (GO): beta-galactoside (CMP) alpha-2,3-sialyltransferase activity; sialyltransferase activity; beta-D-galactosyl-(1->3)-N-acetyl-beta-D-galactosaminide alpha-2,3- sialyltransferase activity
Source: RefSeq, a predicted model, not a curated record
AUCUGGCAGCAGAAGUCCCCAGUUACACUCAGUUUCCCUGCUGUGAUCAGGUUUCUGGUGCCUCCAGGGCGACUCAUUCCAUACAAGGCAAGACCGAGCAUUUACUGGGAUUGUCCUGCCUGGGUGCUGCUGACCACUCCCUUCCCUGGAGAGCUGGCAGUUGCACUGGGAGUACCUCCCUGCAUGUGCAUUGGACACUUUGCCUGCACUAAGGGACAGGGGACUGAGCUCUGGAGGAACACGAUGAGAAAGGAUGCUCAGCAAGGCAGAGGCUAUAUCCUAACACAGCUUUUGGAUAAGGAGGAUUUAAGUGGGAAUGUGCGGGACUCUGCUAUGAAGAAUGAAGGAGGAAAAUACUGCAAGACCAGGUGAUCAUGUCUGUACAAAUGUGUUCUAAACAAAGAAGGAAGUAAAGGUUCUUCUGGAUGUCUCAUAAGGAUAAGAAUAAAAUCAUAAUUAUUAUGUGCCAAUUGAAUUGAGCCCCAAGUAGAAGACAAGAGUACAAAUUUGUACAUGUGGUAACAAAGCAAAAUAAAGUAAGAAUCCCAACAAGGUUGACCUGAAAGCCCAAGAAAUUUCUCCUCUGCAUCGAAGCUCGGGAAAAUCCUUCCAUCUUUGUCUUAUUUAGCCUUAGGCACCUUUGGGUCAAGAAGUAUCAAAGAGGAGCUGCUAAAUUUCUCUAUUUUGGACAAAACCAUAUUGGUUAUUUUGAACUGUAUUAAACUGCUUAGUGAUGUCAUGGAAAUAAUGAAGAGCAAGGAAUCCAGGCUGUGAAAAAUGUAAUUACCUUUCUGUUGGACAAGGUCAACCAAGGACGUAGCUAAGCAUGUAUUGUGUCCGUUUAUGUUGCCGAGUUCUCCACCACCAAAAGAUCACUUGGGUUCCACCUGUGUUGUGUUUAGUGGUCUUCCUGAUUUAUCUCUCCUUCUCCAUGGAAUAUUCCAGCCCUGUUGAGAGGGUGGAGACAAUUAACAGCCAGGGUUGCAUGUGUGGCCACUGUAGGCAAGAGAAGCGGAAGAGGACUGAAUUUUUUGAAAGUCGUUUUAAUGGCACAGUAGAGCCCUUACUUCUGGGAAAGUAUCAAUACAUGCCUGAUCAUGUAAAGAAAUGGUGGCUGAGGCUCCAAGGGAGGAACAAUGCCAGUGACAUACAGAAGGUGCUCGAGCAGACAUUCAAGGUAGUUCCUACAGAAAACCUGUACCUUGAACAGGACAACCGGCCUUGCAGGCGAUGUGCCGUUGUUGGGAAUUCUGGCAACCUGAAAGGAUCCCGAUACGGGAAAAAGAUAGAUUCCCACAGAUUCAUUUUCAGAAUGAAUGGAGCGCGUACCUACGGCUUUGAAAAUGACGUGGGUUCCAGGACAACCCAUCACUUUAUGUAUCCAGAGAGCGCUGUCCACCUCCAGCCUGGUGUCCACUUGGUGUUGAUCCCGUUCAAGCUCCAAGACCUCAAAUGGAUUACCAGUGCGCUAACAACUGGAGAGGUCACCUACACUUACAAGCGAGUGAAGAAAUUUAUCCAGGCUGAUAAAGAUAAGGUCUUGAUAUUUAACCCCUCUUUUUUUAAAUAUGUCCAUGACAACUGGACUAACCAUCAUGGGAAAUAUCCAUCUACUGGAAUGUUGGCCCUGGUCUUUGCGUUACAUAUCUGUGAUGAGAUAUCUGUGUUUGGCUUUGGCGCUGAUCAACACGGCAACUGGCACCACUACUGGGAAAGGAACAGAUUUGCAGGAGCAUUUCGCUGGACAGGAGUACACAAUGCAGAGUUUGAGUCUGAGCUCAUAACAGAAUUAGUGGAAGAAGGAAGGCUAAAACUUUACAAAUAAACCUAAAUGUUCACAGAAACAAGAAACAGAAAGAAUGUAAUAUUUUGGUAUUAUUUUGUACUUUGUUAAUAAAUACAGAAAUAGAACUUUCA